Messenger RNA from Prunus persica (peach), 810 nucleotides. RefSeq lists its product as uncharacterized. Gene Ontology annotation, molecular function: zinc ion binding. The record is from RefSeq and is a predicted model, not a curated record. The transcript has 2 exons. NCBI's taxonomy places the organism in Eukaryota, Viridiplantae, Streptophyta, Magnoliopsida, Rosales, Rosaceae. The coding region runs from base 1 to 810 and encodes 269 amino acids.
AUGAAACGCACUUGCAAGUUAAAAAAGCGUGAUCACAUACUUAUACACUUUGAGCAGGCUGUGAAAUCUUAUUCCAUUGCUGAAUUUGAUUGUCAUUUUCACAAGAUCAAGCGAAAGGAACAUGUUGCUCAAUAUCUUGAAGAGGCAGGGUUACAUAAGUGGUCUAGAGCUCACAUGGAUGGACGCCGCUACAAUGUAAUGACAACAAAUAUUGCCGAGUCAAUCAACUCAGUCCUUAGGUUUGCAAGGAUGCUGCCAGUGGUUCAUUUGAUAGGGGAAAUUGUUAAUCUCCUUGUGAAAUGGUUCACCGAACGUCGUGAGUUGGCUUUGAAUUGCACAACAAUAUUGUGCCCCAAUUUUGGAGAGAAGAAGUUGAGGAACAGGUUGGAGGAUGCUGCAAGGAUAAAUGUGGUUAAAGUAAAUAAUGCACAGUUUAAUGUUUUGGACGGUGAUAUGGACGGCCUCAUUGAUUUAACGAACAACAGUUGUAGUUGUAGAAAGUUUCAGCUUGAGCAGCUACCUUGCAAGCAUGUAGUUGCAGUUUGCCGCUUCUUGAAAGUAAAUGUAUACGCAAAGGCUUCUCGGUAUUACACUCGAAAAACCUGGAUGGAUGCUUAUUCGGAUAGCAUCUACCCGGUACAACCUCACGGAAUGUGGGAUAUUCCUGAAGAUGUUCGAAGUCGAGUUGUGCUGCCUCUCAUGGCAAGGGUCAUGCCAGGCAGACGAAAGAAGAUAAGAAUUCCCUCGCAAGGAGAGGGCACCAUUAGAAGAAAGUGCUCAAGGUGCGGUUCCAUUGCUAUUAUAAUUUGA